GCAUUAAACAGAACUAUUUUGAGCGGAGCGGUGACUGAGACGAAGUAGAUAGAACUCGCGAAACGAAAAUGCUACAGUUUCCGGCGUUUAUGACACAGUGCCAAUUAUCGACGAGGAUAAUUCCGACGUCGUUUUUGCUACCGUCUCAGUGGCCCCAGCCUCAAAACGAAGAACUCCUUCUCGCUAUGGAGGAAUCUGAUUUUGAAGAAAAGUGCAAUGAAAUCAGGAAGAUGAACAGCAAUGCAAUCAUGAUAGGGAAAACCACUAACGAAAAUGAUAAGGAAGACUUCGACAACGAGGCUGAUGAUGAUGAUCCUGACAAUGCAGAGGAAUCUGAGGGCGAAGAAUUUGAGCAAGAAACUGGUUGAAGAAUCUGCAUGUCAAUGCUCACUUAUAUUUUGUUGGUAUGUAUUCCUGGAUGGUUGGCUGGUUCAUAUCUUUUUAUUGUGUUGUUGUUAGAGAUGAUCAAGGAUGAAUUAUGUUUAUUUCUCACCCUAUUCUAAACUUCGAACCCAAAAUCUACCUCUAGACUCGAGUCUCGAUGAUGUACGAGUGUAAUUAAGACCGAGUUUGAGUAGGAUGUGAUCUUGAAGUUCAAACAAAAUAAAAUAAUCAAAUUGUUAUGUAAUUGUGUUCAAAAGAAAAAGUUCAUUCAAUUAGUGAAUUUACCAACCAUAUAUACUAA
Trifolium pratense (red clover) is the source of this 685-nucleotide messenger RNA. RefSeq lists its product as uncharacterized. Gene Ontology annotation, cellular component: anaphase-promoting complex. Lineage: Eukaryota; Viridiplantae; Streptophyta; Magnoliopsida; Fabales; Fabaceae. The transcript has 2 exons. Bases 69 to 368 code for a protein of 99 amino acids. Gene Ontology annotation, biological process: regulation of mitotic cell cycle spindle assembly checkpoint. The record is from RefSeq and is a predicted model, not a curated record.